Monomorium pharaonis (pharaoh ant) is the source of this 2918-nucleotide messenger RNA. RefSeq names its product major royal jelly protein 2. Gene Ontology annotation, cellular component: extracellular region. Lineage: Eukaryota; Metazoa; Arthropoda; Insecta; Hymenoptera; Formicidae. The transcript has 6 exons. The coding region runs from base 220 to 1734 and encodes 504 amino acids. The record is from RefSeq and is a predicted model, not a curated record.
UAUAUAACUUUAAAUGAAGUUGCAAGUGUUUAUCGCUAGUAUAAUGAAUUUUCCUGAAGAGCAUUUUCAUAUGUAUUAGGUUGAAAAUUUUCCGUAAAUAUUGGCGAACUUCGUGCAGGCUAUUAUUAGUAGCUUUGUAUUUGCAAAAUACGUAUCUGCAGUUAAAGUUCAGUUACAUUAUUUUAUUUUGUAUAAUAGUACCUAACCAUUAUAUUAAAAAUGAAUCUUCUAUUUAUUAUAUUAAUUCCAAUGAUUACAACUGUAAGGUCUGAUAGUAGUGUAUCAGAUAAUAGUGAUAGCAGUGUAGCAGAUAGUAGUGAUAGUAGUGUAUCAGAUAAUAGUGAUGAUGUAACAAUGUAUAAUAUUUUUAAAUGGAAAUAUGUUGAUUAUAUCUGGGAAAAUGAAAUACAAAAGCAAAAUGCAAUAAAUUCUGGCAACUAUGUUCCUGUUUCAGUUGUUUUAUACGACGUAGACAAGUCACAAGAUGGUAAAACAUUCGUUACUGCGAUAAGAGACAAGGGAGUACCAGCUAGUCUGAUGACAGUAUCUGACGAAAUGGGCCCAGGGGGUCCACUUUUGAAUCCGUAUCCAGAUUGGUCAUGGUAUGAGGAUUUUGAUUGCAAAAGCAAUCGCAUUAUAAGUGUUUAUCGGGUGGAUAUCAAAUGCAAUCGCCUAUACGUUCUGGAUUGUGGCGAAGUCGGAGAAACCGCAGUUUGUCCUCCAAAAUUAUUAAUAUUUGAUUUAAAAGAUGAUAGGCUCAUUCGCAAAGUUACUAUCCCAUCUCAUAUCGCUAAUAACGCAAGUGGCACUGGAUUGCUUGUAACGCCAUUUGUUCAUGUUCAUGAUUGCAGACGCAUACGUAAUGCGAACGUGUUUAUGGCUGACAUUAAUGGUUUCGGUAUAGCAAUUUACAACGAAAAUUCAGGAAAAUUCUGUAGAAUUGAAUCUACAUACAUGAAACCGACUAAUCCCAAUUUCAAUAUAGCAGGCCAAAGUUUUUAUUUAAACGACGGACCUAUCGGUUUGGCAAUGAUUAAUGAAAAGCUAUUUUAUUCUGUUUUGGCGGGUAACAAAAUGUACAAGAUGGAAAAUAUAUAUGAUCAACAAUGUCCAGAAUUAAGUGAAAGCAUGACUGAUCAACUUACUCAAUUGGCAGGCACGUUAUCUGGUCAAACAGGACCGAUAGCAUCCAAGAAAUGCGCAAUAUUUUUCAGCAAUAUUCCGAAAACGUCCAUUUUGUGCCAAGACACUAAUAAAGUAUUUAAUUCCACCAAUACGGAGGUUAUCGUGCAAGACUCUGUAAAACUACAAUUUCUAAGUGGAAUGAAGAUUAGAGGUGGAAGUUUAAUAGGUUUAUCAAAUAGAUUUCAACGUUUCGUUACUGGUACAUCAAAUUUGAACGAAAUAAAUUUCCGCAUUCUCAGUAUGCAUACAGAAGAAAUAGAAACCAAGACAAAAUGUUUUGCUUCUUGCAACAAACAUCAUCACAAACACAAGCAUUGUCCUAAUAAACAUAAUAGCCAUGAAAAUCACGAUAGUCAUGAACAUUAUGAUAGUUGUGAACAUUACAGUAGUCAUGAACAUCAUGGUAGUCACGAACAUGAUAGUCAUGAACAUCAUGGUAGUCACGAACAUGAUAGUCAUGAACAUCAUGGUAGUCAUGAACAUGAUAGUCAUGAAAACCAUAAUAAACUUGAUAAAAAUAAUAAGUUUGACAGCUUUAUACUUUUUUAAGUAUUUUUUUUUUACACAUAUGUUGUAUGUUCUUUACACAUUUUCUUUAUAUCUAUAUAAAUAUGCAUACACAAAUUGCCAGUAGCUAAUAUAUUUAGAUCUCAAGGUUAAUUUUAAUGAUUUUUAAUUAUAAGAUAAAUUGCAAUGGAAAAUUUAUAUCAAAUUAUUUUUUAAAAAUUAAUAUAAGGUACCUGUACCCAAUAUGACCAUGUACCUAAUUUGGCUCAUCCCCAUUUUCAAAUAGUUACAUAAUGAAUUUCAUAGAUAACGCUAAUACGUCGUUCAGGAAGUUGAUAUGAUGUAUUUAUGCUAGUUAACUGCUCUUGUCUUUUUUCUAUGGCUUGUAUCACACUUUCAAAUUGUGUUCUUCUGAAUCUAAAAUUUCAGAGAUAAGUUUUUGCUUUGUGUAACCAUCAUGUAACAAUUAUAAAUAUUCAAAAUUCAUAUUUUGUAGCUCUUUAUUUAUGCUUUUCAACCCUGUAUUUUAGGUUUUUAUUAAAACAUCUUGUUUAUAAUUAAAUGAAAAGAGCUCUUUAUAUUGUGAAACCAUUAUGGCCAGGGACACUACUAAAAACACAAUAUAUCUUAUUAAUAUACAAGAAAGUUAAGACUCUGUUUUUUUAUUUAAUGUUUAAUUUUUCAUUGGUAUUCUUGUCUUUCUCUAAUUAAUUGAAGCUUUUUGACAGGUAAAAGUUAAGAUAACGCUCCUUGUAAAUACAGUUUCAUUAUUUAAUGAAUAGCUGUAUGUAUAAUUUUUUCCAUAAGUAUGUUAAUAAAUGCUUAAUUAAACAUGUGUUGAUUUCAUUCAUUUUUCAAAAAUAUUUACGAAAAAAAGAAAAAUACGCAGCUAAGCCACAUCGUAUAUAUGUAUCAACCCAAGUGCUAUCUUUUUUUAAAAUCUUUACUAUACUUAUAUAGAUAAUUGAAAAUAUUUCAUAUAUUUUUUUUAAUUUCAGAAAUGUUUCCUAUUUUAAACUGACUCUUAUUUUUCAAUUUCGUAUUCAUAAAAAAAUUAGAAAAAUCUCCAAAGCUGGGAGGGGGCAUAUUGGGUACAGGUACCUUAAUAUUAAUGCUUUUAAUAUAUUUUAAAUUAACAAUAUAAUUAACAUAAUAAUUCUAAAUAAAAAUAUAUUAGUACUUGAUGAUGGAGAUAAUUGUAAGAAUAUAUAUACUUAUAAUCGUAA